AUGGAGGCGGGGAGCGCUGAAGAUGCACUGAAGCGGAUGCUAAAUGACUACAUGGAGGCAAUGAGGUCAAACCUGCAGGAGAAGGAGAGAGACUUUGUUUCGGAAAAGCGAAAGUCGUCAGGGAUGGAGCUCGAGCUCCAAAUGCAGAGCGAGAUACUACAAGAAAAGGAGAAGGAGAUUUCUCAACUGAUUGCCUUGAACCAGAAACUCAACGAAAAGGUUGCACAUUUGCAACAUGAAUGCGCUUCAUGCAAGAGUCGUCUUGAUUCAUACUUGAUUAAGAAUUCGUCUCUUGAGAAGAAUCUAAUUGGGGUACAACAAGAGCUUGACCAAACAGUGGGAGAGAACGAAAUUCUCAAGGAUGAAAUAGAAAAUCUAAGAAGUCUGUUCAAGUCCAGCACUCAGGAAUCUGCAAUAUUUGAGAUGCAGUUAGAGGAGGAGGUGAUAGAACUGCGGCAGAGGCUCUCCAUCGUGAUGAAACAAAGCAAACAUGCCGAAGCGGAGGCAGAGAAAUUCAACAAGUCAGCUUCGUUGCUGUUCCAAGACUGGCAAAAAGCAGAAGAGAGGAACAUCAUACUCAAUAAUCAAAUUACAAGAUUGAAAGAUGUCAUCUCAAGGCAGAGCCAUGAUCUCACGAAACUUGAAGAAGAACGAUUCAUACAUAAAAAUGUUGAGAUGUCCAGCAUCGCACUGCAGGAGCAAGCUCGUGCAUACGAGGCCGGGCUUAUGGAUGAAAAACAGAGAGCUGAUUUCCUGGAACGACAGAGUCAGGAGAGCGCGAAGAUGCUUCGAGUCCUCAGCCAACAAUUUGGAGAUCUGUCGGCACAACACGACAGAUUACUAAGCAAGUGCGAGGAUUGUCACAUAUUCUUACGCAUGCUGCUGCCUUCUCUCAGUCACAUCUUGAAAGAGCUGAAGAGCAUGCAGAGAGAUUUGGAAGCGUACGAGUCGUACAAUGCUGACGCGAUGAUCCGGGAAAGCCUUCUAGACUUUCUGAAGUACGAAUGA
This is a messenger RNA of Guillardia theta CCMP2712, 1008 nucleotides long. RefSeq lists its product as hypothetical. The transcript has a single exon. The coding region runs from base 1 to 1008 and encodes 335 amino acids. The record is from RefSeq and is a predicted model, not a curated record. NCBI's taxonomy places the organism in Eukaryota, Cryptophyceae, Pyrenomonadales, Geminigeraceae.